Enhydra lutris kenyoni (northern sea otter) is the source of this 1426-nucleotide messenger RNA. Its product is annotated as chromosome unknown C10orf62 homolog. NCBI's taxonomy places the organism in Eukaryota, Metazoa, Chordata, Mammalia, Carnivora, Mustelidae. The record is from RefSeq and is a predicted model, not a curated record. The transcript has a single exon. Bases 400 to 1083 code for a protein of 227 amino acids.
GACUCAGAAUUAGGGAAGCUAGUUUCCCACUGACCUUGGGGACAGCUGUCAGCGUGGGAGACCGGACUUGGGCCUCAGGAAACGCCUGCCAGGUUGGAUGGGGGGGAUGCUGUGGCCUCUCCCCACCCCGCCCCCUAGCCACCUUCCUCACAAUGGGCUUCAUUGCUGAGGUGGGAGGGGCAUCCUAGGAAGGGUCCCACUGGUGGCCUGCCUGUCAGACAGCCUCAGGGAACCUGCCCUUUCAAGCAUGAACCAGACCAUCCGGGCUCCCUCACUCCCAGUGUGCUCUUAGCUCUGCCUGCCUGGCUUAGGGUCCUGGAGGCCAUCUUGGAGCUCAUCCAGCAACCAUCAUGCAAGGUGGUGCUGGGGGCUGCCCUCUUACUCGGAGGUGGAGGCCUCAUGCUGUGGAUGCAGAGGAAGAAGAGACGGAAGACAUUCCUUGUGCCCUCACAGGAGGAGCAGGAGCCACCAGAAGGUCACAGAGCAAAGAAUGAGAACUGGAUUAAAUCGCACUUUAGCCGCCUUUCUGAGGAGAAGCUGGCCUCCUGCAGCAGCAGCACCACGCCUCCCCCUGAGAGCGGCGGGAAGGCCAGCACCACGGUGCACGUGGAGACCGUCACCACCAGGCAAGGCGAGGUGGGCACAGCCGUGCACCGGGAGGCCUUCACCACCAAGCAGAGGUUGUCUGGCUCCUCGGUGACCAAAGAGACCCACAGGGAGUCAGGAAAAUCCUCGUCCACGGACGCGGCCACGUGGGCCGCUGUGGCUGCCUGCACCAAGGAGAUUGACAGCCUGGGACAGCAGCUGGCUAACUCCAUGUUGCAGCGCGCCAUGACGUACCAGAACUCAGGCCACCUGGAGUCCAAAGACAUCAACCAGGAGGAGCUGAAGGCCCUUGAGGAGGUGGAGUUGAAGCUGAAGGGGAACUUCCUCAUGCAGCGAGACACCGCGGUAGCUGGCCUGAACCACACGCACACCUUCCACGGCCAUGGUCCCCACGGCCACCAGGGUUAUCAGAGCCACCAGAGCCACAGUCUGCCCAACCGUAGCCAGCAGACCUACCACCCCUUUGAAGCCACCUAACCACAGAUGGAGAUCCCCUUCCCCCGACAGGGCUGGCACACGACUGCAGGCCUAUUUUCUCUCCUGCAGGGCACCCUGUGUGGCCCAGGGUGAGAGGCUGCCACCCGAACCCCUUCCUCCUCAGCCCCCCACAGAGCUCCUGGGCCCCUUCGAGUCUCUGAGGGUCUGCUGCAGAGAAUGGCUCCUGAUGGAGGGGAAGAUGGAAGGAAGGGAAGCAGCUGAGACACACUCAGCGGGCCCCUGAAGACCCACCGAGAGAAGAUGGGCGAGGCAGAUCCCAGGAGAAGCUGAGAGCCCCAGACCGGCGCCAGAUGCCUGGAACUGAGCCAAUAAAGCCUUGUAU